Messenger RNA from Cercopithifilaria johnstoni, 228 nucleotides. The record is from the annotation of a GenBank genome assembly. Lineage: Eukaryota; Metazoa; Nematoda; Chromadorea; Rhabditida; Onchocercidae.
AUGUGUGAUAGUGAAAGCGGCAAAUGCGAUGAAGAAGGAAGCAAAGUUCAGCAUUGUAUCGACCAAAGCAAAAUUUAUAAUACAAUUGAAGAAGCUGUUAAAUCCACUUCAAGUGAUCAUCAGGAGAGAAAGAAUAACCCAUUAGAAUGUGCAAAGAGGAAUCGAUGCAGGUUUUCCAUCUCAGAUAUAUUGAGCGACAAGCAUUCAACAAGCCGAACUAACACGUAA